UCACAGUAUAUAAAAUGUUCCAUAUGAAAGGAAAACGGCCAAAAUAUGGUUUUUUAGUCUGUGGUAGUGAUUAACGGGUUCUGAACACAAAUGACCAACGCCUGUACUGAGUGGAACCAGUGCGCGCCGUCCUUAAUUUGUUAUAGUACCGAUGACCAAUCAUCUGGACUAUUUCUGUAGUUGAAGUGAUGUAAGUUAAGCUGUUGUAAACUUAUUUUCACUAGCAAUUUAAUUGCGUAUGCUAUGCAUCGGCUAGUUUUCUCGAUAUUUAAUAGCAUAUAUGUUAUUUAUCUUGCUGGAGAAUGGAGGAAUUUGAAGAGUUUCUUGAUCAGAUCCACUGCCAGGUGUCUGCUUCAGGCAUACACAUGGACAGACAUAGUCUUAAGGAUUGUUUGCUGGAACCAGGAGAAGAACGACUUGAGCUCAUUCACUGGGCAUUGUCUGCAUUGGGUAUUGAAAUUAAAGAACGAGAUAUUACAGAAGUAGUUGUUGAAUGUGGCUUGUGCUUGCCUUCAAAUUUGGAUAUUGUACUGGGUAAGUGCUCAGCAGAAGAUAACUUUGAGUUCUGGAAGAGGCUGUUUCACAUAGUUAGAAUGUACCAGGAGGCAAAACCUACAUCUGUUAGUACUUACAAAAAUAUUAAUAAGUUUUGGCUUGAGCUGGCAGCAAACCCUGACCUGAAAGAUGUGUUGCAGCCUAAAAGAAGGAAAGGUAUCUUGCCAUUAAAAGUGCCAAAAGAUUCGGCUAAGAACAUGUCAGUGGAGAAAUUACUGAAGAAAAAAGUAUUAGAAGAAAGUAAGUUAAGAGAUCUGGAAAAAGAUAAGGAAGCAUGUCUGCCAUCAGAAGACACUGAAGAAUUUUGUAAUACUGGGAUUCAGGAUACAGAAGAUUUAGACAAACUGAAACAUCAAGUUGACAUCUUCAGAAAUGACAUGGCUACUUUCUUGAUGCCAUGGAUAUUGGAUACACCUAAGAAUUUGGAACUGGAUGAAUAUGACAGUCUAAUACCUGAACUAGCUAACAAAGUGGAUAAAGUGAAGGGGAUUUGUGAGGAUGCAAGAAAGAUAUUGGCAGCAUUAGAAGUACUCUCAAAAAUUAAGCUUGAGAAACCAUCCACUGAUGAGAAGUUAAGUUUACCAUACAUACAGAAAGAAGACCAGUUUUAAAUUGACAGUAACCACUUCAGGAUUCAUAAAAUAAUUGUGAUUUUUAAGAAAUAGGAGUAAAUGAAGAACAAUGGUACAACACUGUGAUUGCUCCAUUAUUAAAGAAUAAUCAGGCUUGUAUAUCCUGUUUCUGACUUCAUUUUUAUUGACUUCAGCUAUUUGAGGGAAGUGAAGAUCCUAAUUCUUGGGUUUUAUUACCUUGUUAUUAGUUUCCUGAUAUUGUGAGUGAUCCAUUUAUUUUCUCUUCUGCCAAGGAUACCAGUGGUGAACUUACGCAUUACUCAUUGCCAGUUUGCUUCUGUCAAUCAUUAGAAUAAAACUGAAAUUUAUUAUAAAUAACUGUAGUUACAUCCUAAUAAUGUAAGUGUAUUUUGUUUAAGACAGAUAACCUGCAUUUCUGAUAUUAAAUAUUGGAAGCUAUUGCAAAUGA
Messenger RNA from Zootermopsis nevadensis, 1596 nucleotides. RefSeq lists its product as uncharacterized. The record is from RefSeq and is a predicted model, not a curated record. Lineage: Eukaryota; Metazoa; Arthropoda; Insecta; Blattodea; Termopsidae.